CCUGCCCAGCCCUCCCGGCUGCCAUUGGCUGACACUCUCUGCCGCCAGCCUCUGUUAUUUUUCGAAUAUAAAUGCGAUGGUGUGAGUGUGGCCUGUGAGAGAUCUACUAGCCCUGGUGGCCACUGAGUGUGUGUGUGACUUGCCUGCUACUGCUGCUAGCCACCCGGGCCCGUGCAAUAUGAUCCUAUAGCUGCUGCUUCUAGCUUGCCCUGCUGCUGUGCCCGGACUGCCGCCUGUACCCAGCCUGCCUGCUACAUACCCAUCCCCGCUGCCCGCACCUGGAUUAUCUGUGCCCCUUUUCUGCAUUCGCCAACAUGGAAGUAGAGAAGCUGCUGAAUGACUUUAGCCCAUGCCGCCCUGAGUGUCUGGUGUCCCGGCCUACAGCCCUGCCCGGGCUCUCCUCUGCCAUAGCCGACCUGAGCAGGGUACUGUCCCCUGUCACCAACCUGGCCCUCAACAUGAACAAGCUGACCGGCUUGGGGAGCUUCAGUGAUACUCCCAAAAGGAAGCUGGGAAUGUCCUUCCAUAGUGAGGUCUCUAACCUGAUACGGACGGCAUCAUCCGACUCCUCUGACUCUGGUCUGUGCCUGGAUUCCCCAUCGCCUCUGGAUUUAGAGGAUGCUCAUGAAACAUUCGAGAAUGCUAUUUUUGAAACCAGAAUCGCGCACAAUGAUUUUAAAUUACCCAUCAGGAGAAUGCGUUCCUUGCCGGUGACUUUUCAGGGGGGGAGUCCUGUAGUGAGAAAAGGCUCUGUAUCUGCCCUGGAUCUCCCAAAACCUAUUGAAAGAAUCCACACGGACAACAAAGAAAAUGAAGUAUUUACGUUCAAGAAGCCGUGCAUACGUCCAGUUUGCCACAACAGGCUACGCACUUUUCAUGGCAAUGAGUUUUCGCAAAGACCUAACUCAGCGCCAGCUCUUAUGCUCUUUAGCCCCGGGAAAGACGACUUUCAUGUGGAAAAGGAAAGCCCUAUUCGUUUACGCAAGUCCUCCCUCACGUUUUCAAUGUGUAUUAAUGACGAAGAGGAGGAUGAUGGAUUUAUGGAGAUCAUGGACGAAGACGAUAUGAAGAACGAAUCUGGCUUUCCAUCUGGUAUGGAGAAUUUGCUGACUGCCCCAUUUGUGCGCAAUGAAGACACCAGCAACACUGAUUUGGUGAUCAGAAGUAAAUGCCGGCGACUUUUCCGUUCGCCUUCCAUGCCAAGUAGUGUGAUUCGACCAAUUCUGAAGCGCAUGGAAAGGCCGGAGGAUGAAGGCACACCUGUCAAAACCAAGAGACUGAAAAACUUGUCGUCGAGUACUGUAGAAGACCUGCCUAAGAAAGAGGAGCCUAAAAUGAAGCUGGGACGAUCAAAGUCUUUGUGCCUCUCUACCGUUGAACACAUUUUAGACAAUGAUCAAAGGGAAUUGAUUGGGGAUUCCUCAAAGACUUAUUUACUCAAGACUGUAGAAGGGAAGCAUCAAGAUUUGAAAUACAUCACCCCAGAAAUGAUGAGCGCAGUAUUGAAUGGAACAUACGAGGAUAAGAUUGAGCGCUGUGUGAUCGUAGACUGCCGAUAUCCAUACGAAUAUGAAGGAGGGCACAUCAGGGGGGCAGUAAACCUUCCUCUGGAGCACGAUGUCGAGGGAUUCUUGCUGACAAAUCCUAUUGUGCCAGUGAAUGAGGAUAAGCGAGUGAUCAUUAUCUUUCAUUGUGAAUUCUCCUCUGAAAGGGGCCCCAGAAUGUGCCGUUUUGUAAGAAAGCAAGACAGAAUGAGCAAUGAAUACCCAAACCUGAAUUAUCCUGAACUCUAUAUACUGAAAGGCGGGUACAAGGAAUUCUUCCCAAAUUACGAGUCUCAUUGUGAGCCGCAGUCGUACCGCCCAAUGCACCAUGAGGACUUCAAGGAAGACCUUAAGAUCUUUCGUUCUAAGAGCAGAACGUGGGCAGGAGAGAGAAGCAAGAGAGAGCUAUACAGCCGUCUAAAAAAUCAGUAGAGAAAAGUUUUUAUUUUUCCUUUUUUUAUUUUAAACCAAGGCCGGGGCUGGUCCCUAAAGAUGCUUUGAUGAAAUCAUUCCACAUUUGAAAUGGGCAUAUGGGAGUAAACUAUUGGAUAUCACCCUUUAACAGAUGUUCAGACUCUUUUUGUGGAUAACCUGGACAGUGUGGAAGGCGAUCUUGGACUAUUUGUCUACAACCUUUUUUCUGGAAGGCCAUUUCAGGUGCCAUAAAAUGGAGUAAAUGAACAAUCUUUUUGAAAAAGAAAAAAAAAACCUCUUGUUGAGGUAUGGCCGUCUCCCUGAGCUAGACAGUGUCUACCAGGAAUGUGUCCUUGUUACUUGUUUUGCAACUGAAGUGUCUCAGUCGUCAGGAUCCUUAGGACAAUCAUCCAACUCCAUCUAGAUGAGCAAUAGUCCCUGAGCGUUCAUCCCGAAUCUUCAUUUUCACUGCCGCUGACCGUUCGUCACUUGUGGAAUAUUUCUACUUUUCAUCGCAUCUGUGCUGAUAUUUUCUUCUGGGCUGGAUCCUGAUGGAAAACUAAACUUGAAUAUUCUUGCUGAUUAUGUUAUUUGUUGGACUUUUAAUGUCUUAACUGCUCAGUUGCCAGGCAGCUGCCAUGAUAUUGGUUAAACCUUUCCAUAUGUUGCUUGUCUUUGUAUGUAUACGUGUGUAUGCAUGGUUGCACUUUGCACUUUUAUCAACCCCUGUGGAAACACAGAGGCCAAUCAGCUUGCAGACAGUUACCCUCUUGUAAUUGUAACUGUCGGUAAGUUUUUACAUGUAUGCGUGGUGGGUGUCUUGUCUGUGUAUCUGUGUUGUGUGUAAAAGCUUGCUUCACCCCUUUCUACACGGUAUGCUUGAUUUUGAUCAUCCUCAUAUAUUAAAGUGAUCUUUGUUAAAUUGAUUUAUUUGAUUUGUUUUAUAUAGCCUGGGCAAAUUUUUUAAUUGUUCUCGGGCGUUUUUUAUGCGUGUGGACACCUCUUUUCCUGUAUAUAUUUAUACCCACGUACUUGAUUCCUUUUAAUUACUUAUCAAUGGGAAUCAAAUUUACUCGUAUCUCUUAGUAAAUCUAAACCGUUUAAAAUGCAAGGGAUUAUAUAAUACAUAAUAAUUAUUGUAAGGAUGGAAAAUGAUGCUGGGUGUGCAUAGACACUUGUGGUCUCCUUGCACGCAUAUUGCAAACCUCCAAAUUUGCAUUGGCUCAGGGUGAAGCUGAACCCUUAUUUCAGAAGUGUGUAUGCACAGCCUGGCAAUAUUUUAUUUCCACUGGGUGAUAGAUUGUUAACGAUACUCACUAAACUGUAGCAUGCACAGUACCCAUGGAUGCUGAUCGCUGUGAACUUAUAACUGGGGAGCGUCACAUCACAGUUUGGUGGUUCCCUAUUCACACAGAAAGGGUUAAAGUUUAUGGGAACCUAAUCCAGAGUUUGUGGUUAGUAUAUGGGAUUUAUUUACUCCAGCGUACUCUCGCUAUUGUUUAACACUCUGAUGCGCAUAAUCAGCCUAUCUGCGUUGUGAGGUUUUGUUUCCUCAGAGCUCAGGCAUGAAUAAGUCACAAACAAACAAGGUAAAUAUGCAAAGUUUACCAGGUAUGAGGAUUCCUGGGUUGUCCCUAGAAGUAAAUAGUCUAUGAUAAGGUACCCAUAGUAAUUCCUUCCCCUCCGGCAAGACUAAAGUAAUAUGAAAGUAAACUGCAGAUAAUACAAACUUGUCUGAGCCCGGGAGGUUCUGAAAUAAUUUAGUAUUAUUUGUAUAGAUAAGCAGUCUAACCAAGCAAUUAAAGUAGUUCAGCCAAUUGCAUUAAAGGGACAUUAAACCCAAAAAUGUUCUUUCAUGAUUCAGAUAGAAAAUACAAUUUUAAACAACAUUCCAAUGUACUUCUAUUAUCUAAUUUGCUUCAUUAUUUAGAUAUCUUGUGUUAAAGAAAUAGCAAUGCACAUUAGGCAUCUAUGUGCAGCCACCAAUCAGAAGCUACUGAGCCUAUCUAGAUAUGCUUUUCAGGAAAGAAUAUCAAGAGAAUGAAGCAAAUUAGAUAAUAGAAGUAAAUUAGAAAGUUGUUUAAAAUGGUAUUCUCCAUCUGAAUCAUGUAAGAAAAUGUUGGGGUUUAAUGUCCCUUUAACUAGGCAGCCAUAUUUAAUAAACCUUAUCACAACUGGCAGCUAGAUAGACUGUGAGUUAUGUAGCACAUUUAUUUUCUAAAUCAACACCUUUUUCUGGGGAAACCUUUGAAUGUCAGUUAAGUGCCACUACUUCAGGCGUAUUACAAGAGUUUUAAAAUGUGAUAAUGGGUAAAAUAGUUACCGUUAUCUCUGUACCUGGCACCGUUUUGCUCUAUAAUAUUGUAAAUGACAUGAAGUGCAAGAAUAGUCCUCAUUUUAUGCAUUAUGGGUGAUUGAGUGAUCUAAACUAGGCAAUAGAUUGUACUGUUAUUAUUGGCCGUUUGCUGGUAUUAACCAAAAUACCAUCAUGUAUGUUAAUCACAUGCUGUAUAAGUAAGCUGAAAGGUAAUGUCUGUGUGCAGCUAUGUUAAAGUGUCAUUUUAUGUUGUUUUAUUCAUAUUCUCCUUUUUGUUCAGUAUUUGUGUCUAAGACCAAGGUCUAUACUGGGGCUUCACAUGCUAAAGACAAUGGGGUAGAUUUAUUAAAUGUUGAGCAGAAAUGAUUCGCUAUAGCAUACGCUGUCCGCAUUUAUCAUUGCACAAGCAUUUCCGGUGAAAUACUUGUGCAAUACCACUCCCUGCUCAGCAGGGGCUGUCAAUCAUCCCAAUCGGAUCAGGAUGAUUCAAAUUUGCCACCUAAAAGUGACCGCUGCUUCUUAACUUCCGUUUCAGGCGAACCUGAAACGAUGGGCCUCCGAAGCGUCCGUUGCUUAAUAAAUGGAGCCCAUUGUGGGUAUACCUCAGGUCAAGUAAUGCUAUACUUCUUUAGUUGUGUAAUACCCACUUCCUGUCUGUUUCUCUGCUAAUUACACCUGGUGUUGUGUGCUUUACACUUGUAGGAUACACAUGGUACAUGGCCAGUGUUUAUGUGCACAAGUACUGCCCCACCCUCGAAGUUAACAGAUUAUACUGUCUGAUUAUGCACUGAAAAAUAUACAGUAGCUACCUGGUGAGCCAUGUAUAUAUAAACAAUAUAAACAGUAUAAAGAAGAGUAUAGGAAAUAUAAUAACACAUUUAGGAACAAGGGAAGGAGUCAAUACUCAUAGAACCGUUUUCUAUUUAUUGGAUUAUACUACAGGUAUCUAUAUGACAAUUCCAUAAUUUGCCUCCUGGCUCCUCAGUUUAUUUGCAGGUUCCUACGUUUGGUAGAAAUUUGGAAAUCUAUGUAUUAUACUAUUAAAAUAUAAAUCAAUAAAAAAAAUUUGCAUAGGAAAUUGGCACAUCCCGGCAAGUUUCCCCACCUGGAUGUGCUAAUUUCCUAUGCAAAAAUUUUGUAUUGAUUUACGUUUGAGACAUGGGCCCCUAUUUAACAAAGUCUGGCGGAUCUGAUCCGACAGUGCGGAUCAGGUCCGCCAGACCUCUCCUUAUUCAGCAUUGCACCAGCAGCUCACAAGAGCUGCUGGUGCAACGCCGCCCCCUGCAGACUCACGGCCAAUCGGCCGCCAGCAGGGAGGUGUCAAUCAACCCGAUCGUCUGUCCGCCUGCUCAGAGCAUGCACCAUUAUUUAAGCCACACCUCAGACAGCUGGCAGUGGUGCAUAUUUCUUCUGAAGACCUAAAUUUGUGUCACACAGGCUACUGCUGACUAGCUGAGCAGGCAUGGUGCAUGAAUACUGGUGCACAGACCUUCACGGGAUAUGUGCGUAUGCGGUUGAGAAAAAGUACUAAUUUUUACUAAAAGGGUUUUAGCUAAUGAAAAUAUAUUGCAAAAAAGCUUAUAUUUUUUAAUUCAAAGACAUCUAUGCACAUUUUAUUUUUGACAUUUCUAUUCCUUAAAAAUACAAGAGCCUUGGUUGCUUUGUGUUUUAUAUACAUUUAACAAAGAGGCUAUGCCCAUUGCAUCAGCUGGGGAUACAAUUCCUUAGCCGUACAAAUUAGCCUGAAGUAGAACGCGAGAUCUGAAGAUUUGUUAAACUCGCGUACAAUUCUAUUGAGAUCAAAGUGCAUUUAAAUGUUAAUUAUUCACCCACUCUUUUUUCGUAUAUUUUUCUACAUAUCAAAAUGUACAAUAUAAGCGACACAAAUAAAAGAAAAAACAUUAAUAGAAUAAAUUAUACCUUUUAGCAAAGCUGCACAUAUACAGACUGUAACUGAAUACAGUAUGAAAAGAUUCCUGAAUGGUCCAAAACAAAUUAAUUCCACAAAUAAGCACUUAUUUAUGCUGUUUUAUAUAAACCAUAAAAUGAGAUUUCAAUAUACCCCAUGUCCUUUUAUAUUUUUGUAUGUCAAGUUUAUUACAUAAAGCAUCCAUGCAUUAAUUAUGUGGGUUUUUAAAUUUAUGAUAUGUAUUUAAGUAUUAUUUAGAAAUACCUUAACGUUUUUGUUCAAUUAAUCAUAUAUAUAUAUAUAUAUAAAUUGUAAUAUUGUACCUACUAAAGCAAGUCUUUAUUUAGCUAAAACGUAUAAUAUCCAGCGCUACGGAAUUUGGCGGCGCUAUACAAAUAAAUGAUAAUAAUAAUAUUAAUUUAAAGGGUGCUUAUUAAGGUUUAUGGUCAUUCCAAAUGGGUUUUUUUUUUCCCCUAAAAAAAAAUUAAUUUGUAAUUUCUCAUGUCUUAAUCAUCACUCAAGUUAAUCAUUGCAAUAGGGUCAACAAUAAUAAUUUAUUAUUUUUCUUUGUUUGCACAUUUUAAAUUAAUUUCCAGAGAAAUGAAUUGGUGAUUAAAACCAAUACUUUGCAGCAUCAAUUUAAUUUGACCCAUUUAAAAUUUAUGAAUGCAGAAUAUUUGUAUGAGAUGUAUUUGUGUGUUUCUCUUUUCCGUAUAUUAUUAAUCUGCUUUGGUUUUUGCCUCUGUACUGUGUUAUUUUCUCCCAUAAUAAAAUUAAAAAAAUAUUUUCCCUUUUAAAUGUAUAAACUUCAGGGAAUAAUAAAAACCUUGAAUAAAAACAA
Molecule: messenger RNA, 7025 nt
Organism: Bombina bombina (fire-bellied toad)
Lineage: Eukaryota; Metazoa; Chordata; Amphibia; Anura; Bombinatoridae
Gene: CDC25B
Product: cell division cycle 25B
Exons: 16
Coding region: 315-1976 (553 amino acids)
Biological process (GO): protein dephosphorylation; G2/M transition of mitotic cell cycle; positive regulation of G2/MI transition of meiotic cell cycle
Cellular component (GO): cytoplasm; nucleus
Molecular function (GO): protein tyrosine phosphatase activity
Source: RefSeq, a predicted model, not a curated record